AUGGCGGCGUUUAUUCUCGACAAUGACACACUCUGGAGCGACCCUGAGGCGCUCGCCUUGCGGCCCAAGAAGAGGACGCGCAAGUGGGCGACAAAGAAGCGGACGGGCUGUUUAACGUGCAGGUGCGCCGUUGCCUCUAGAGAAUGCGUUGGUGUCGGAUACUCAGACCCGGUACCGGCCGGCGAGACCAACGAUGCCCUUGAUCCAGGAGCUCUGACGUCGUGGUUUCGCCAAACAGGACUGACGCACCAACCCGGCGUCACGGUCAGCCCUGCAGGCGUCAAGACGAGCGAGCAGGAGCUGAUGCAGUUCCACUUCCUCCGGCAGGUCGCCGCCUCCAGUAUGGCCGGCGUGUUCGACCAGACCUUCUGCUCGCGCGACAUGCUGCAGGCGACGAGCCUGCACCCGAUCGUGUGGCACGCCUCCUGCGCGCUGGCCGCCAUGUACCAGCGCGAGGCCCUCGCGGGCGCCACCAAGGGCGGCCGCGGCGCGGACGGGGCCGCGGUCGAGCGGCAGAGUCUGCGCAACUUUGCCCUGGAGCAGUACAAUGAGUCCAUCGCGGGCGUGGUCGCCGUCCUGAAGUCGGCAGAGCUGUCUAGCCUCGAUCUGGAGGUGCUGCUGACGACGACGCUGCUCUUCACGGCGAUUGCGAGCUUGCAGGGCGACGUGCCGGCGGCGGUGAUGCACGUCAUCAACGGACAGCACAUGCUGCAUAGAUGGAAGAAGAAGGUCGAUUCUGCGCAGGCGACAAGUACGGGGAGCGGGCGGUACGAACCCAGCGGGCUCCUGACUCCCAACUGCGUCGAGGCGGUCAUGGGUCGCAUGGUAAGCCAGUCGUCCAACAUCCGCCGCAGGCCGUGGUCCGAGGAUUACUACAAGGCCCUGGAGACCCCCGUCAUCUCCGAAGACCCCUUCCACUCCCCGGAAGACGCGUACUACGAGUUCGAGCCGCUGAGCAAGGCGUACUUUGAGCUCGGGGAGAACAACAAGUUCAUCCUCGACCCGGCGCAGAAGCAGCCACCACCCCGAGUACGGAGCGCGUACGCGGCGGCGCUCGCCGCGUGGACCGUCAAGUUCGACGCCAUGCGGGCGCGACCGGGCGGGGUCGCGGACACGCCGCGCGGCAGGGAGGCGGUGCUCGUGCUGCAGGCGCGGCAGAUCUGCAUGGCCAUCGAGGUGCAACGGGACCCGGGCGGCCCGGAGACGUCGUGGGACGCGUUCGACGCGGACUUUGCGCGGAUCGUGGCGCUCGCGGACCGCCUGGGGGCGGAGGCCGGGCGGCGGCGCGUCUUCUCCUUCUCGUCGUCGGUGAUGGACGUGCUGGUGCUGACGGCGACGCGCUGCCGGGAGCGCGGGGUGCGGAGGCGGGCGCGGGAGCUCCUGCGGCGGCAGGACGCGCGCGAGGGCCUGUGCAACAGCCGGCUCGGGUUCGCCAUCGCGGCUGAGUGGGCGGACAUUGAGGAAGCGCCGGGGCGGGGGCGGCGGCGGCGGCGGGACGCUGAGGAGGAGGAGGAGGGGGGGGAGGGUGAUGAGGAUGGGUGCGAUUGCGAGGAGGACGGGUUCAUCUGCAACGACCAUCGCGUGGCGGCGCUGGCGGGCGAGUUUCGCGUGGACGACGUGGGCACCAUGACGUACUGGACAAAACGAGCGCUGGAUCGAGGGCUUCCGGGGGAGCCACCGCUCUAUAAAGGCACCAUCCCGGAGCAUUUCGCCGCCACCGUCUCCCAGCAUGGUGACCGUCCCGCCGUCAUCGCCCGCUCCCCCACGCCCUCCGCCCACGAGACCGCCCUCAGCUACUACGAGCUCGACCUGCUCUCCAACCGGCUCGCCUCGUCCCUCGCCUCCCUCGGUGUCGUCAAGGGCGACCGCGUCGCCGUCUCCCUCGGCAACGGCGUCGAGUUCGCCGCCCUCACCUACGCGCUCUUCAAGCUCGGCGCCGUCCUCGUCCCGCUGAACCCGAGCUUCAACGCCCAGCAGGUCACCGCCGCGCUGCGCCACCUCGCCGUCGAGGUCCUCGUCAUCGGCGCCGUCGCCGACACCGCCUACCGCCCGGGCCGCGGCCGCAGCAACGAGCCGCUCCUCGAGGCCCUCGUCGGCGGCGACCUCCGCGGCGGCCGCGGCGUCGCCAACCCGGACCUGCCGCAGUUGCAGACGGUGCUGGUCGUGGACAACCGCAUCGGCCACCCGGGCGUCAAGUUUGAUCUGGAUGCGUGCCGCCGCGUGUUGACGCCGUACCGCCAGCUCCUCGACAACGCGUCGGACCGGCCCGUCAAGCCGUCCGAGCCGCUCGCCGCGGACGACACCAUCAACAUCCAGUUCACCUCGGGCACCACGUCGACGCCCAAGGCCGCGCAGCUCACGCACACCGGAAUCCUCAACAACGGCCUGCUCAUCGCGCACCGCAUGGGCCUCGACCCGGGCGACCGCAUCGUCGUCCCCCCGCCGCUGUUUCACUGCUUCGGCUCCGUCCUCGGCUACAUGGCCACCGCCACCACCGGCGCCGCCAUCCUCUUCCCCAGCCCUGCCUUCGACCCCGUCGCCACCCUCCGCAUGUGCGUCGACCAUGACGCCACCGGCCUCUACGGCGUCAGCACCAUGCUCGUCGCCGUCCUCGAGGCGCUCGACUCCAGCGGCGGCAAGCCUCCGCAGCACCUACGCAAGGGCAUCGUCGCCGGCAGCUCCGUCCCCGAGUCGCUGAUGCGCAGGAUCUACGACCGUCUCGGCCUCGGAGACCUCGUCAUCUGCUACGGCAUGACCGAGACCAGCCCGGUCAGCUGCAUGACGCGGCCGUCGGACGCGCUCGCCCUGCGCUGCGCCUCGGUCGGCACGCCCAUGCCGCACACGGCCGUCAAGGUCGUCGACCCGCGCGACCGCUCCCGCGUGCUGCCCGUCGGCGAGCGCGGCGAGCUCGCCGCCGCGGGAUACCUGGUCAUGAAGGGGUACUACGGCGACGCCGCGCGCACCGCCGAGGUGCGCGUCGCCGACCGCCGCGACGGCACCGUCUGGAUGUACUCGGGCGACGAGGCCGAGAUGGACGCCCAGGGGUACGUCCGCAUCACGGGCCGCAUCAAGGACCUGAUCAUCCGCGGCGGCGAGAAUAUUCACCCGCUCGAGGUGGAGGACUGCCUGUUCCAGAUGCCCGGCGUCAAGGAGGCGAGCGUCGUCGGCCUGCCGGACGACAAGCUCGGUGAGUGCGUCGCCGCCUUUGUCGUCCCGCGGCAGGGCUGGGACGUCGAGGGCGGCGGCCGCGCCGGCGGCGGCGGCGGCGACGAGGGGGUGCUCACGACGGAGGCGGUGCGCGAGUGGGUGCGCACGAAGCUCUCAAGCCACUUGGUGCCCAAGCACGUCUUCUGGGUCGACGAGUACCCCAAGACGGCGAGCGGCAAGAUUCAAAAGUUCAAGCUGCAGGAGCAGGCCAAGACGCUGCUGGCGGCGCAGGGAUCAGAGAGGCAGAACCAGGCGGCGACAUGA
Cordyceps fumosorosea ARSEF 2679 is the source of this 3471-nucleotide messenger RNA. Its product is annotated as AMP-dependent synthetase/ligase. Gene Ontology annotation, biological process: fatty acid metabolic process. Bases 1 to 3471 code for a protein of 1156 amino acids. NCBI's taxonomy places the organism in Eukaryota, Fungi, Ascomycota, Sordariomycetes, Hypocreales, Cordycipitaceae. The record is from RefSeq and is a predicted model, not a curated record. The transcript is spliced from 3 exons. Gene Ontology annotation, molecular function: medium-chain fatty acid-CoA ligase activity.